This is a messenger RNA of Acaulospora colombiana, 827 nucleotides long. Lineage: Eukaryota; Fungi; Glomeromycota; Glomeromycetes; Diversisporales; Acaulosporaceae. The record is from the annotation of a GenBank genome assembly.
UUCCAAAAACUUGGUGAUGAUGACAAGGAGGCCGAGUAUUCCUCUGCAGACUAUCCCAAUAACGGGAUGAGGAACCCGUCACAAUCUCUUCCUAGGGCAUAUUUUCGACCAAGACCAUUAGAAAAUCUGGUUCUUCUCGAUGAAUUGGAGUCGCUUGAUCCUAUACUAUCCGCAAAAGUACAAAAUCUUCCCGAUGCAUCCUUAUUCUAUACGGCGUGCGGAAGGGGUUCCAAAAGUACCUUCCGGACUCUGAAACAUGGCCUCGAAGUCGAGGAAAAUGGCAAUUCAGAUCUUCCGAGCAUCCCAAAUGCUGUCUGGACCCUGAAGUUGACAGAAACAGAUCAAUACGAUUCCUACAUUGUCUUAUCCUUUGUGAACGGCACUCUGGUGCUAUCCAUUGGUGAGGAGAUCGAGGAAAUCCCUAAUUCAGGAUUCUUAUCCUCUGAGCCUACCCUUGCUGCUCAACAACUUGGGCAGGAUGCUCUUCUACAAGUUCAUCCCCGUGGGAUUCGCCAUGUCUUAUUCGACAAGAGGGUUAACGAGUGGCGAACUCCAGCUGGUAUGACCAUAGUUGCGGCUACUACCAAUAAGCGACAGGUGGUCGUAGCUCUAAGUUCUGCUGAACUUGUGUACUUCGAACUAGACUAUGAAGGACAGCUCAAUGAGUAUCAAGAUCGAAAAGCAAUGGGAAGCACUGUUCUCGCGUUGAGCGUCGGUGAGGUACCGGAAGGCUUACAGCGUUUCAAAUACCUUGUAAGUGUAGAAUCACCUUUGUUCCUUGUUAUCGCUCAUCACCGUCGAAGGCUGUUGGUUGCGAGGAUCAAACC